AUGGCGCCUGCAGCUCUGACGGGCUUCCUUGCUCUGUGUGCCUGGCUUCUGCUGACAUCUGGCUUUGCUGGAGCCGGCAAGCUGCUGGUUGUACCCAUGAGCGGGAGUCACUGGCUCAGCAUGCGUGUCGUGGUGGAGAAACUCAGCCAGAGGGGGCACGAGGUGGUGGUGGUUAUGCCCGAGGUGGGUUGGCACCUGGACAAAUCCCCCAACUACAUGGUGAAGACUUACUCAACUUCUUACAAAUUGGAGGACCUGAAUCGUGAGUUCUUGGUUUUCACUAAUGCUCAGUGGAAAAGUCAGGACUCCAACUUAUUUUCUUUAUUGACGAGCCCACUCAAUUCUUUUUUUGAAUACAUUUUUUCGCAUUGUAAGAGUUUGUUUAAUGAUGAGAAAUUGAUAGAGUUCUUAAGAGAAAGUGCUUUUGAUGCAGUGUUUACAGAUCCUUUUGAUAUGUGUGGCUUAAUUGUCGCCAAGUAUUUCUCACUCCCAUCCGUGGUCUUCACCAGGGGACUAUUUUGUCAUUUUCUUGAAGAAGGGGCACAGGCCCCCAGUCCUGUUUCUUAUGUUCCCAGGUUUCUUUCCGGAUUUUCAGAUACCAUGACUUUCUGGGAGAGAGUGAAAAACCAAGUAUCUCGUUUGGGGGAGCAAAUGCUUUGCCACAAUAUUCUCACAAGUACUUUACAAAUUGCUUCUGAGAUUUUGCAACAGCCGGUCACAGCUUAUGACCUCUACAGUCACACGUCCGUCUGGUUGUUACGAACUGACUUUGUUUUUGACUAUCCCAAACCUGUGAUGCCCAACAUGGUCUUCCUUGGAGGCAUCAACUGUGAGCAGAGAAAGCCUCUGAAGCAGGUGAGUCACUUCUCCUUGAGGUCAUUAUGA
Molecule: messenger RNA, 885 nt
Organism: Elephantulus edwardii (Cape elephant shrew)
Lineage: Eukaryota; Metazoa; Chordata; Mammalia; Macroscelidea; Macroscelididae
Gene: UGT1A10
Product: UDP glucuronosyltransferase 1 family, polypeptide A10
Exons: 1
Coding region: 1-885 (294 amino acids)
Molecular function (GO): UDP-glycosyltransferase activity
Source: RefSeq, a predicted model, not a curated record